This is a messenger RNA of Thlaspi arvense, 1359 nucleotides long. Lineage: Eukaryota; Viridiplantae; Streptophyta; Magnoliopsida; Brassicales; Brassicaceae. The record is from the annotation of a GenBank genome assembly.
AUGGAUCCGAGACUUCAAGAAGCUGCUGAAUCUGGAAGCACCGACGAGUUGUAUGCUCUGAUUGAUGAGAAUCCGUACAUACUUGACAACAUUGAUGCUGUGCCAUUUGUCAACACUCCCCUCCAUGUAGCUGCAGCUGCCGGGAACAUACAAUUUGCCAUGGAGGUGCUCAAUCUUAAGCCCUCUUUUGCCCGAAAGCUGAACACAAGCGGGUACAGUCCAUUGCAUCUCGCUGUGGACGAGGAUCAAAGAGACUAUGUCUCCUGGAUGCUCAGGCUUGAUCACGAACUUGCUCUCGUAAAAGGGAGAAAUAACAUCACGCCGUUCCUUUUCCUAGUGUUACGAGGAGACGUAAAUCUUGUGGCAGAGUGUCUCAUGUCUUGCUCUGAAUGUAUCCAAGAUGUGAAUGUUAAUGGCCAUAACGCUCUUCACCUUGCUGUGAUGAAUGAUAGAUUUGAAGUUCUCCAAGUCCUCACCGGAUGGAUCCAGAGAAUGAGUCAAAGAAAUGCUUUCACGAUCGAGAUCAGUGCUCUGAAUAAAAAGGAUUUCAGCUACAACACGGCCUUGCACCUUGCAGCAUAUAAGAAUGACCAUCAGGCAUGCUUUAUUUUCUCCAUCUCGUUUUUUCUUAUACCAGAUGCGGUUCGACUGCUACUAGAGUGUCGGUUGGUGGAGCGAAACACAGUAAAUGGUGAGGAUCUAACAUUCCUUGAUAUCCUAAGAGAUCAGGGACAGAACGCAGGUGACUGGGACUUGGAUUUGGAACAGGUUGUUCUAAAAAGCCGGUGUAAAGAGGCGGCUUCCAUGCCAAGAUCCAGGGCAAUGUCUGAUUUUUUAAAAUCACCAAUCAGUUUCUGGACAUACUGCACCAUGAUCACGAAACGCCUAAGGUCUAACACUUCAGAAGAAGCUCGUGGAGCCUUCCUGAUUGUAUACACUUUGAUAAUAACAGCAACUUACCAGACCGCGCUCCAGCCUCCAGGAGGCGGACACCAAUCCGAGGAUGCGAAAGCGGGUUCCGUGGGGAUGAAACAUACGUUCUUCAUCCUUCUUUGGUUUUCCAACACCUUGGGCUUCUGCUGGGCUCUGUUCAACACCUUUUGUCUCUUACCGCUCAGACGUGCGUUUACGUCAGGGUUCCUUCUCAUUGCGACAUCUCUGUGCGUUUCUUAUGCACUUGCAAUGGCGGUUAACUCGUCAGGCCCUCUCUUCUUCAUCUCCCUGAACUUCGCUAUCUUCGUGUUGUUUGCAAUCUACAUCUUGUUGGGAGCUUUGGUUACGAGGAAGCAUCGGAUGGUGGCACAUGAGCCCUUUGAAAGGUUUAAUACAACUUACUAUAGGCAGAAGAGAGGGCUUUGA